AUGGCUCCUCCGGCCGCUCCCGCUCCGCCGCUCAGCGCCCCCGCGCCCGGCUCGGCGCGCCCAUGGGCUCCGGGGUCCGAGUGCGGCCGCGCCCCCUGCUCCGGUCACGGCCUGGGCGCGCCGGGCGGUGCAGGGGGCGGCCGCGGCCCCUCCGCGCUCAUGCCCGGCCCGGCCGGCGAAUGCUGGGUCCGCGGCGCCGCGCGUCGGCUGCUGCUCCGCGGGCGGCGAGGCUGCUGCUCCGGGCCGCGCGCGAGCUCUGGCGCCUUCUCUCUCCCCGUCGGUCCGCCCGCUGGGUUGGGCUCGACUGAGGCACUCCGGCCGCAGCGGAGCCUGCGCUCUCCUCCUCCCGAGUCUCCUCCUCCCCGGCCCGCCGCCCUCUGGAGCCUCCGGGCCCCGCUGGCUCCUGCCCCUGCUCCCGGCGCGCACGUCACCGGCGCGAAGGGCAGAGGUCAGAGGCCGCGGGGAGGAACCCCUGUUGCUUCCGCCUCCCGGGGCGCAGGCGCGGGGCGCGGCGGGAAAGGGGCUCGGCACUGGGGGAACCCGGAGUCUCGGUCAGGGUAUCAGGGCUUCCUUCCCGGGUUCCUGCGGGAAAACUUUUCUCCUCCUCCCGGAAGCCUCGAUGGGGCACCCGUCCUGCUGCAGCCUGCCCUGAGCUCCGGAAGCUGGUGGUGCCCCUCAGUGGAUCUUCACCCACAGGAGCACCUGCUGCAGACCAGGAACAUAAACAGGAAAUGCUCCUUUUUCCCUGGCGGAUGUUGCGUUCCCUGUCUGGAUGCAAUGCCUGGUGCUCCACAGCCCUUUGCACCCACGAGAGAAGGUGGCCGGAAGAGCAUCUUCACUCUGGCCACCUGGGAAGAUGAGAAGAGCAGGAGUCCUCGGCACAAUCAGACAAUUCACCAAAACCCUGCUGCCCUCACCUGGAAUUUCCUGCUAUGAGAGAUGUCUUCAUUUAAACCACAUGAGCUGGAUUUUCUAACACAUGUCAGCAUCUUCGUGGUAAAUCUAAGGAAAAAAAAAUCAGAACUAUUAAAAAACAAAGUCCAACUCACCCCGUGCUAUGGUUUGAAAGUGUCCUCCCAAAUUCACAUGUAGAAAUCUAAUCCCAAAUACCUAAUCACUAAUCCCAAAUAUCAAGAGGUGGAGGCCUUGGGAGGUGAUUAGGAAUGGGAUUAGUGCCCUUUAAAACAGGUUUUUGGGAGCCUGCUUGCCCUUUCUGCCAUAUGAAGACGCUUAGAAGAGGCCUUCUGUGAGGGAGAGAACUUUUCUCAGAUGCCAGAUCUGCUGGGACCUUGAUCUUGGAUUUCUCAGCCUUCAGAACUGUGGGAAGCAAACUUCUGUGUGUAUGAAUAGCCAUCUAAAGGAUUUUGUUACAGCAGCCUGAGCAGACUAAGACACCCUGUGAGUCAGUUAUUUUUGGCUGUGUCAUGAGUGACCGCGAGUGCAGGAGCUGAAACAACAGUGAGUGGGUUACCAUCUCUCGGGACCCUGUGGAAUUGGCGACAUGGUGCUUCUGCUCCACCUGGUGUUGGCUGGGAUUCUCCUGCAGCUGCAUUCUUCUGGGGGCUCAGCUGGGGCUGGAAGGUUCCUGUGGCUCUAAUCACAUAGCUGGGAUCUUAGCUGGGGUGGUAAAACACUGGGGACAGGCCGGCCUUGCUGUCUGUCUCUCUGGCUUCUCAUCAUUCAGUGGUCUAGCCUGAGUGUUUACAUGGCAGCCCAGGAGGGUCAGUGUGGACACUAUACAGCCUGUAAGGCCUGGCUUUGGAAGUCCGAGAAUAUGACUUCUACCUUGUUCUGUUGGUGAAUAUAAAUUCCAAGUCCACUAGAUUCAAGAGAUAAGGACAUAGAUUUCACUUCUUAAUGGGAGGAUCCCAUGUACAACAGGGAUCCUUAUGAGGGAUUAUGAGAACUCCUCCUAAUCCUUAUGAGGGAUUAUCAUACAGGGAAUUUAUGGGGGAUUAUCUUUGGAAAUAAUCUACCAUAGACUGACUAAAUGAUAAUGUAAUGUG
Molecule: messenger RNA, 2006 nt
Organism: Macaca mulatta (Rhesus monkey)
Lineage: Eukaryota; Metazoa; Chordata; Mammalia; Primates; Cercopithecidae
Source: RefSeq, a predicted model, not a curated record